AAUCCACCCGUUACUUCUUCCAAGCCCCUUAAAAUAUUUAUUCAAGAAACUUUGUCCUAUUUUUAAACCCUAAAGUUUGACCAGUUGGAGUUAUUUGAAUUCUUUCAUUUCAUUUCCACACCCUGAAUUUCAUGCUCUCAUGUCAGUAUUUGUGUAACUGUAUACGUGUUGUUUUGUAUGUGUGGUAUCUGUUAUAGCCCGCCAAAUGUUGGAUGAAAUGCUUAUGUUACUGAGAGUGUCUUUUUAAUUGCUCAAUGGACAUGGCUCAUGAUGAAGAUUUAGCAGCUAGUUUCAGCAGUUCAAAGUCUUUUAUGGAGUGUUAUUUGGAUAAACUGAAGGUACCGUCUUCACCCGGAACUCCAACUUCAGUUCUCCCAGAUUUUUCGAGCAUGAAAAGUGGCGAAGAUUGCUCGAUAGCUAGAGCGAUCAAGAAGUUAAGUCCGAUUGAUGUAAAACGAUUGUCUAUCCACAUGUACUCCCAUGUAAACCGACAAGUUUCUAACAAUCACAUGGAAGAACCGAAGAGGGAUUAUGUCGCGUUGGUGGACGACGCUGAGUUAAGUCCUGUUGAAGAUUAUGUCGCGUUGGUGGACAACGUUGAGUUAAGUCCUGCAGAAGAUCUGCAAUCGACUAUGGUCCCAACAACACCACCACUUGUAGUUAGAAGAAGUAAUGUAAUAACAUCAAUGUCACCAUCACCGCCUCCAUCAGAUUCAAGUAGUACGAAAAGUUUACUACCUCCACCACCCCCAAUGAAGGCAAGUUGUUUAGGGACACCACAACCACCUCCUCCGCCGCCUCCACUACCCUUGAGAAGCCGAUCACUUCAUAUAGUGAUACCCCCUCAACCUCCUUUACCACCACCCCCACCCAUAAUGACAAGUAAUGUCACAAAAUCACUGCCACCUUCACCACCCUCAUUGGCUUCAAGUAGUAGUAAAAUGCCACUACCACCUCCACCGCCCUCGAUGAGUGGAACCCAUGUAGCUAAUCCAGAGCAACCUCCUCUGCCACCACCCAUGGGCGUACCCCCGCCACCACCAGCUCCAAUGACACCAAGAAGCAUACCACCGCCACCACCAACUCCCACGACACCAAGAAACAUACCGCUGCCACCACCACCAUUUCAACAAGGAAAAGCAGGUGCACCACCACCACCUCCUCUUGUUGGUCCAACGCGUUCUCUACGAGCCAAACCAACUACUAAACUUAAGAGAUCAUCUCAAAUGGGAAGUCUCUACCGCCUUCUCAAAGGGAAGCUUGAAGGGUCCAAUUUAGAUGGUAAAUCUCUUAAAAGGACCGGCAGCAAACUUGGGGCUGCUUCUAAUGGUAACGGAAAGCAAGGAAUGGCCGAUGCACUAGCCGAGAUGACAAAAAGAUCAUCAUUCUUUAUUCAAAUUGAAGAGGAUGUCAAAAACUAUGCAAAUUCAAUCAAAGAGGUGAGAACCGCCCUGAGUUCGUUCCAAACAACGGACAUGGAUGAGCUUAUUAAGUUCCACAAAUAUGUGGAAUCGCAUAUGGAGAAACUUACUGAUGAAACGCAGGUUCUAGCAAGGUUUGAAGAUUUUCCUAGUAAAAAGUUGGAGGGAUUGAGAAUGGCUGCAGCAUUGUAUGCCAAAUUGGAUGCUAUAGCUACUACUUUGCAGAAUUGGAAGAUAGAGUCUCCUGUGAACCAGCUAAUUGAUAAAGUUGAGAAUUAUUUCAACAAGAUCAAAGGAGAGUUGGACACUCUAGACCGAACAAAAGACGAAGAACUCAAGAAAUUUAAAAGUCAAAACAUCCAUUUUGACUUCACAAUUCUUGUAAGAAUCAAAGAAUUAAUGGUGGAGGUUUCCUCAAACUGCAUGGAAUUGGCAUUAAAGGAAACAAGAGAACCAACAGCAAAAGAACACCAAGACAAUGGGCUAAAAUGUCAUAGCAAGAAAAGCGGGUCGGGUAAAACUCUUUGGAAGGCCUUUCAAUUUGCAUUUCGGGUCUAUACAUUCGCAGGUGGACAAGAUGAUCGGGCUGACUUCUUAACGAGGGAACUUGCUCAAGAAAUACAGACCGACUCUCACAAGUAGUAGUGAAAGUUCUAGUAAGAUCUAGAACUUUGGUCAAAUCCGAUAUGUAGUAGUAUUAUGGUUUACCUACUAAACACAGCGACACAAAGCAUUAUCGCUGUGUUAUAAUUUUGUUAUGCGUAAAUCACCUCUCUUUGUGAUUCUCUAUGCAAUUGUUUGAUUUCAUUUUGAGACCAAA
Helianthus annuus (common sunflower) is the source of this 2241-nucleotide messenger RNA. RefSeq lists its product as uncharacterized. Gene Ontology annotation, biological process: chloroplast organization. The coding region runs from base 255 to 2063 and encodes 602 amino acids. Gene Ontology annotation, cellular component: chloroplast outer membrane. Lineage: Eukaryota; Viridiplantae; Streptophyta; Magnoliopsida; Asterales; Asteraceae. The transcript has 5 exons. The record is from RefSeq and is a predicted model, not a curated record.